Messenger RNA from Alosa alosa (allis shad), 3100 nucleotides. RefSeq names its product HEAT repeat containing 3 (gene heatr3). NCBI's taxonomy places the organism in Eukaryota, Metazoa, Chordata, Actinopteri, Clupeiformes, Clupeidae. Gene Ontology annotation, biological process: protein import into nucleus; ribosomal large subunit biogenesis. The transcript is spliced from 16 exons. Bases 178 to 2187 code for a protein of 669 amino acids. The record is from RefSeq and is a predicted model, not a curated record.
UCAUUGCCGAUGUAGCCCGUAGCCACAUGGUCAAAAUUUGGCUUGUGUGACACGAAUUGUUGGGAAGAUGAGAGUGUAGCCUAGUAAUUUGAUUAGACCGAAUGAAUGUAAACACUUAAUACUUUUCUAAAAACUCUUACUUAUAUCCGUUUAUAAUCUGCACUUUAACAAACAGGCAUGGGGAAAGCUAAGAAUAAUAAAUUUAAAAGGCCCCGAUUCUCGGCUGGAGGACUCGUGAAGGAAGUUAUGGACAACGAGGAUGAAGUUGAAGUAGAAGUUGAUUCACCUGCUGCAGAACAUUUAGAGAAACUGCAGAGUCCCUGCGCGGACGUGCGUGAGUGUGCGUGUGCGAGCAUCUCUCGGAUGGUGCAGCAGAGCCAGACCAUCCCCAGCUUCCUCCAGCGGGACGCGGUGCGUCGUCUCGGGCCACUGCUGCUCGACCCAUGUGUGGCUGUGCGGGAGACCGCGGCAGGAGCCCUCAGGAACCUGAGUGUGUGUGGGGGUCCCGAGGUGUGUGAGGACAUGGUGAAACAGGACAUCCUAACUCCUCUCACCAAGCUACUCAGGGAGUGCUGCUCAGGUUUUGACGUGAGCCCUUCACAGAAGAACUCUAAGAGCACAGUGGAGGACGUGGCCAAUGAGGCCGUCAACCUGCUCUGGAACCUGUGUGAGAACAGCAGUCGGGCCGUAUCAGUGUUUAAUAAAGCGGGGCUGUUGGACGUGCUGGUUUUGUGCCUGGAGAGACAUGAGCAGAAGGUGGAGCUAGCGCUCUCUGCUGCCCAUUGCUUACACACGGUGACUGAGGAGAACGCCGAGCUGCUGGGGAGUGUGAGCGUGGCCGUGUUGUCAGCGCUGGAGGCGGUGCUCCUCUCCACACAGUCCGACAUGCAGCACACACUCCUGCGCACGCUGGCCGCUGGCUCGUUGUGGAACCUGAAGAACAGCAUCCCCGCGGGGCGGCAGGCCCAGACGCUGAGCGCCCUGGUGGCCACUCUCUCCGCCAGCCUCGACCUGGACGCCGGCGCGCUGAUCCCAGACCUGCUGCAGGCCGAGGUCGCCCGCCUCGCCAUCGCCGCCGACACCAGCGACACCAGCCGCCCGCACAGGGAAGAGGAGGUGGAGAUGGAGGAGGAGAUGGAGGAGGAGAGGAUGAACAGAGGGAAGAUGGGGAAUCAAGAUGAAGACAUCUCUGACCUGCUGCCGCGGGGAAAAGAGGAGCUGAGAAAGGCCGCAGCACUGCUCUUGGCUCAGCAGACGUCUCUGGAGGUCAUCGUCAACAUGUGCUGCUCCGAAGACCCCUCUGAUGAUGAGUGGGAGGAGACGUCCAGCAGUGACGAGAGUGAGGCCUGUGCUGAUGGUGUGGGGGAAGGUGGCCUGCAGUCUCCUCUCUGUCUGUCUGCUGAGGUCUACAGUGCCCUCAUACACCACAAUGUCCCGCAGAAGGUCCUGAAGAAGGCAGAGUUCCCCAGACCUGCUGCUGUUGAUGCCUGUCAGAGGAAUGCAUCCUGGAGGAGUUUGAUUAGAAAAAUGCACCGUGUUCAGUGUCGGGCCCUCACCUGUCUUCACAACAUCCUGGCUGCCAUGGAUACGGAGUCUCUUGGCGGAACAGCAGGUCUGCAGACAGUGGCCCAGCAGCUGGCCAGCUUAGUGUUCAGCUCUGCAGAGGUCGUCAAGGAGGAGGAGUUUCUGGAGGCAGUGACCAGUGCCUUGCGUUCACUGCUGCAGAUCAUGGCCUCCAAAAACAUCCCACAGUGUAUGAGUCCUCAGCAGCUGAUGAGUGUGUGUGAGGCGGCCACUCGCUGUGACGUGGUGAGCGUGAGGGUGAAUGCUCUGGCCAUCCUGGGGAUCACAGGAAGCACGCUGGCCAAGGAGACCGGCUCAUCAGACACACUACAGAUGAUUGGGACAGCCCUGCUCUCAGUGGCCUCAAAGGACCCAAACCUGGUGGUGUGUGGGGAGGCUCUGGACGCGCUGUUCGACGUGUUCGCCGACGGAGACGAGGCCGAGAAGGCUGCCAGGAAUAUCCGCCUGCUAACCUCCCUCAAGGCCCUGCAGCCUGUCUUCAAAGCCAAGCUGCGUAAGGAGGGCCGAGGGAACUACAGCCCGGAGCAGCUGUGUGUGCUGGACAACAUCAAGGUGAACCUGCGCAGGUUCAUCGGCUACCUGGAGACCCUGGAGAGGAAGUGACCUCACCACACUCCACUUUCGCCUACCUGAUGAACUGACCUCUGGGUGACCUUUAAGUGACCUAACAAUGUCAGACUCGGGAGUAGAGGACACCGAAACUGCUCAUCCUAGCAUUCUGUCAACUCUGGAUAUUUACUAAAACACCCACAAUGAUCUGACUGUUUUGUUUGGGUCUCUCUUGUUUGAUGGAGAAAAUUAAUGUUUUUUAUUAUUUUGAAGCGUGUUUAAAAAGUAUAUUUUAGGGAAGACUAAGAGGGAUGAUGCGGUUCCAUGUAUCAUGGUUUUGGAUUUAAACUUAUUUUAUAAAUUCAAAUGAAGGCAUGACAAUGGCCAAUCUUAUUUUACAGCCAUAUCCAGACAUGUAUUACUGUGACAGGGACAAAAAAAAAAAACUCUGUUCAAACCAAUGAACUCUUUGUGUUAUUUAACUGUAGUUCUGUUGGAACCCAAGGGUCCCAUAUCAAUAUUAACAUGUAGCUUGGGGAACACUCACACUCACAGUAGCGUUGACCGGUAGGGGAGUGCAGGUUAAGUUACCAGUCAUCAUCUUACCUUUAAUCAUGGUCAAACAAAACUGAACCAGACAUUUUCCCACUCUAAUGUGAGGCCAUUUGUAUGAUACUGGAUGUUGAUGUAUGCAAUCACUGAUAAAAGUGAAAACUGUCGCCAACAACAUGCCUUGCUCUUCACUUAAAGUUAACACUGUUAAAACUGAAUAUAACAAUUAUUGGCAAUUUCUAGGUUUUUUUUUUAUGUUCUCUUACAACAGUUCCCUGUGGAGUACUGCAUGUAUCUUAGUUUAUAGUUGCCUUUUGAUUCUAAUUUGUGGGCCAACAUGUAGAAAUGAGUCUGGUGCUGUCUGCCUGUGUGUGUGUAUGUAAAGUGUUUUUUCUCUUUAAAAGGUUUCACAAAG